Molecule: messenger RNA, 2736 nt
Organism: Asparagus officinalis (garden asparagus)
Lineage: Eukaryota; Viridiplantae; Streptophyta; Magnoliopsida; Asparagales; Asparagaceae
Product: zinc finger MYM-type protein 1-like
Exons: 3
Coding region: 1-2736 (911 amino acids)
Molecular function (GO): protein dimerization activity
Source: RefSeq, a predicted model, not a curated record
AUGGCCGCGGGAGUUGAGGCAAGUGUCAACCAGGCUGAGCUGGCCUCUGGCAUUGGAAGCUGGUCCAAGCUUGAGGUGGAUAAUGGUCUGGGAAUAGUAGAGGAAGACAAGGAGGUAGGCGGCGGAUCAGAUGAAGACGUGUUUGAGGGCUCUAAUGAGGAAGUUAGCUCGUCUUCUUCAUCCUACCGACCAAAGACAUCAUCUGCUACUCUUGGUCCGAGACUUGGUCCUUCUUCUGCUCUGGGUGCUGUUCUUACUUCUACUUCGAGUUCUACUCCUACCCCUGCUCCGUGUUUAGUUCUGGAUUCGGUGAAUGUUGAAAAUGAGCAACCUGAAAAUCAAGAAAGCGAGGAUUUGGUUAAUGAAAAUUUGAAUGAGAAUAGAAAUUCCAUUGAAGAAGGUGAAGAACAUGAAGAUUCUAAUGAGAAUAGAAAUUUGAAUGAGAAUAGCAAUGUAAAUGAACAUGAAGAAAAUGUAAAUGAACAUGAAGAUUUGGUACAAGAAGAAAACCUUGAAAGAAGGCCUUCAAACAUAAAUGACCCAGGAAAUUGGAAAAAUAUUGAUCAAAGAUUAAGAGACUUACUGGUUGAAAGAGGUCUCAAAAGAAAUGAUAAUCUUGAUUUUCCAAAAGAUUCAGAAGGCAGACAUUUCUCCUCAACACAUUACAUUCGUAACUUAUCCAAUGGUGAACAUCAUGAUAGAAAAUGGCUAAUCUAUUCAAAUUCUUUGGACAAGGUUUUUUGUUUUUGUUGUAAGUUGUUCAAAAAUGAUGCAAACAAAAUUCAAUUGGCAAAUGAUGGAGUUAGAGACUGGAGAAAUCUCAGUGCCAGACUUAAAAGUCAUGAAACAAGUAGUGAACACAUUGUUAACAUGAAGAGUUGGAUUGAAUUAGAGAUCAGAUUACGACAAAAUGCGACAAUCGAUAAAAGUGUUGAAGAACAAAUCAACAAAGAACGAGAACAUUGGAGAAAAGUACUAUUGAGAGUAGUUGCUGUUGUGAAAACACUUGCUAAAAAUAGUUUGGCAUUUCGUGGAGAUAAUGAGAAGCUUUAUGAAGAAAAUAAUGGAAAUUUUUUAAGUAUAAUAGAAAUGAUUGCCGAAUUUGAUCCAAUAAUGAAAGAGCAUGUUCGUCGAGUUCAGGAGAAAGAAAUUCAUUAUCAUUAUCUUAGUCACAAAAUUCAAAAUGAAUUUAUUCUUCGAAUAGCAGAUGAGAUCAAAAGUUUAAUCAUCCAAAAGAUUAAAGAAGCAAAGUACUUUUCUGUUAUUCUUGAUUGUACUCCGGAUGCAAGCCAUGAAGAGCAAAUGUCACUUAUAUUAAGAUGCGUGAAUAUUUCAACAAGCCCAAUAAAGAUGGAGGAGUUCUUUUUAGGAUUUUUAAAGGUGGAUGAUACAUCAGGACGAGGACUUUUUGAAGAACUUGUAAAUAUUUUGCAAGAGCUUAAACUUGAUAUUGGUGAUGUAAGAGGACAAGGGUAUGAUAAUGGUUCUAAUAUGAAAGGAAAACAUAAAGGUGUACAAAGAAGAUUAUUAGAGAUAAAUCCUAGAGCAUUCUACACACCUUGUGGUUGUCAUAGUCUUAACCUUGCACUUUGUGAUAUGGCAAACUCUUGUUCGCAAGCUUUAUCUUUUUUUGGAGUGGUGCAGCGCAUAUAUUCAUUGUUUGCAUCUUCUACAAAGCGGUGGAAAGUUCUUACAGAUAAUGUUAAAGGUUUCACACUUAAGCCGCCAUCACAAACUCGUUGGGAAGGUCAAGUUGAAAGUGUUAAAGCAAUAAGAUUCCAAGCUCCAGAUAUAAGAGAUGCUUUGAUUUACUUAGCAAGUUCUAGUGAAGAUCCCAAGACAAAAAGUGAUGUUGAGUGCUUAGCAGCAUAUGAAAUUGAGAAUUUUGAGUUCUUACUUGGUAUGGUUAUUUGGUUUGAUAUUUUGAAUGCUAUUAACAAAAUAAGUAAAAUCAUGCAAUCAGAGGAUAUGCAGAUUGAUGUUGCUAUAGACCUUUUAAGAGGGCUCAUUUCUUUUUUUGAAAGCUACAGAGAAAAUGGAUUUGAAGCAGCUAUGGUUGAGGCUAAAGAAAUUGCAGUUAGAAUGAAAGUUGAACCCAUUUUUUGUGAACGUCGCAUCAUUCGUAGAAAGAAACAUUUUGAUGAAAAUGCUAGUAAAGAGAUGGCAAUGACAGCUGAAGAAUCCUUUAGAGUCAAUUACUUCAUAUAUAUCGUUGAUCAAGCUCUUUCUUCACUCAAGAGUAGAUUUGAACAGUUUCAAAAGUAUGAUGAAUCUUUUGGUUUCUUGUUUAAUUUGGAGAGGUUGAAGUCUGCAGAUAAUGAUAGUUUGAAGUGUUCAUGUCUUAACCUUGAAGAUCUCCUAAAGCAUGACAAAAAUUUUGAUAUUAACGGGACAGAAUUAUUUUCAGAACUCCAAAUCUUAAGAGAAGCAUUACCAAGAGGAACAAAAAAAGCAAUUGAAGUAUUGAAUUUUAUGGAAAGGCUAAAUUGUUGUUUUCCAAAUGCUUGGAUUGCUUAUAGAGUAUUAUUGACAAUACCAGUUACAGUUGCAUCGGCCGAGAGAAGCUUUUCAAAGUUGAAGCUCAUCAAAUCUUAUCUACGGUCAACAAUGUCACAAGAGAGAUUGAAUGGAUUGGCUAUGAUAUCUAUUGAAAAAAAUUUAUUGGAGAAGCUUGAUUGGAACAUUUUAAUUGAUAAUUUUGCAGCUCAAAAUGCAAGGCGAUCCCAUUUAAUGUAA